CACUCUCGCUGCACCAGCACACUCUACUGCACUCCCACUCGACACACCGUCCAUCGCCGCGACCAGCGCCACCACUCCCGUCUCGAAUCGCGCAACCAGCACACUCGACUCGAGCCACCUCGCCCUCUUCCCUCCUCCCUCUGCCGACCCGACUCUCGCACUCGAGCAACCCGCCUAGCCCGCCAUGCGCGCCACCCUGUCCCUCCUGAGCAAAGCCUCGCGCGCUCCCUUGAACUCGAAGCAGGCCAACAAGGAGUUCUACAAGGGUACCGGUUCGUUCCCCGGCCUCGGCCCCAAGCGUCAGGGUCGCCACUCGCCCGGGUCCAAGGCGCCCUACAUCCUCAUGCAGGAGCGCAUGCGCACCUUUGUCGUCCCCGACAACCUCAACUCUUGCGGCCUCAAGCCCUACGUCGCCAAGACCGUCAAGGUCGACCCGCGAGCGAGCAACUGGCCCAUGGCCGACUCCAAGCCGACGCUCGACUCGAAGCGCGGCGGCCUCUUUGGGCCCAACGGCUUCGACGGCCAUUACUACCUCCAGCUCGCCGAGACGCUCCGUGCCGAGGACGGCGCCAAGAAGGCAUGAGCGGCGCGCUCGACGCGAGCCGGUCGCGAGACGAGGUGCGCGCUCGCGCGAGAUCGGGGGCGCGGCGGUGUCAGGUGGCGGCAGGGCACGGGAGACGGAGGACUAGGAGGGCCCACAGCAUGUCGUGUUUGUACUCUCAUCGCACUUUCCCACCG
Messenger RNA from Rhodotorula graminis WP1, 738 nucleotides. RefSeq lists its product as uncharacterized. Gene Ontology annotation, biological process: translation. The transcript is spliced from 4 exons. Gene Ontology annotation, molecular function: structural constituent of ribosome. The coding region runs from base 185 to 583 and encodes 132 amino acids. Lineage: Eukaryota; Fungi; Basidiomycota; Microbotryomycetes; Sporidiobolales; Sporidiobolaceae. Gene Ontology annotation, cellular component: mitochondrial large ribosomal subunit. The record is from RefSeq and is a predicted model, not a curated record.